AUGUUGUUUCCGUCGAUUAUUUAUUCUUUAGUUUUUUCGCUGUGUUUUGCUGAUUUCGAUGAGACACUGCUCUAUUGCAAAACUUCGCCGCCUAAAUUAACAAAUGGAUUAAUAAAACGUGAUCGAGUUUCAUAUUAUAAAGGGCAAGGCUACAUAGGUAGCAUGGAAUAUGCAUGUUUACCAAAUUUUCACCUAAUUGGAAAUAAAAUUGUAACAUGCAAAAAUGGUACAUGGUCGAAAAUGGCUCAAUGUCUUCGCACUGUAAAACAUUGUUCACCUAUUGAUAAUUAUCCAUCGAAUACAAUAAUUGAAUCGAAUAAUCCAACACUUUUUCAAAAUGAUCCUCAACAGAUUGUUGUUGGUUCUACGAUUACUCUACGUUGUAUGGAUAAUUAUGAAUUCGAUUCUAAUUCAAAAGGAUCUCUUACUAUUCAAUGCCAAAAUGAUGGGACUUGGACAGCAAUGCCUAGUUGCAAAUAUGUUCAAGUAGCGUGUGAUUAUUCGAAAUUAUAUUUACCGCAUCGAUCUCGUAUUACUCAAAUGAAUUUUAAAUUUUCAGAACAUAGUCGACAAUUUCAUGUGGUUGGCAGCAAUCUUGAAUAUACAUGUGAAGAAGGUCAUCGUUUACAUGAUGGUAAAACAUCUAUGAUCGUCGAAUGUUUAAACACCGGUCUAUGGUCUCCAUUACCCGUUUGUGAAUUUGUUUAUCAAAUUAAACAAAGUACACGAUGCAAUUAUCCUAUUUACAUUAAAAAUGGUUUUCUUACUUUGUACAAUGUGACUAUUUGGGAGGACCAAAAAUAUACGGGAAGAAUUGUCUAUGAAUGUAAUUAUGGUUAUGAAACAUUACACGGUACCGAUCAAAUUGUAAGUGACUGUAUAAACGGGACAUGGACACAUGUCAACGACUGUUUUGGUGAGUGUAACGAGAAAAAAUUUAGUGCAGGAAAUACACAUAGAAUCGUACGCUUUUUUUCAGAAAUAUCAACAUGCCCAAAACAAGAUUUGCUUGACAUUGAAUCUCAAGUUCAAAAUUCGUAUGUUCAUAAUGUUUCACUUCAAUAUAUUCGGGAUCCAUUAGCAUUUGUCUAUAAUUCAUAUGUUCUUCGAAUUUGUUUACCGAAUUUUGAACAUGAUCCUUCGAGUCCACCAUUAAAAAUAAAAUGUCAACGUCACGAAAAUACUUGGACGGGUAUACCGAUCUGCCGAGCAAUUAAAACGACAACACAAAUGAUAACAAGUAUACAUGAAGAAUACCCAACGAAUAACGAUCCAGAAGAAGAUUACACAAUAAGUUCAACGGUAAAUCAAUUUCAAACAACAAUAGACAAUGAAAAUUAUACGACAGUACCCGAUGUUACUCAUACAAUCGUUUGUAAUUCACAUGAGAUUCCUCUUAUUCCGAAUUUAAUUUUAAUCGAACCAGAAUUAAAUGUUACAUAUAGUAUUGGUACUAAACUUUUCCUUAUGUGUCAAUCAGGAGAUGAAUCUUCAUUUGAUAAAUCAAGUUUUAUUACAUGUUCUAUGGAUGGCACAUGGUCUACUGAUGCAAUCAAUAUUUCCAAGUGUCAAUCGCCAAUGGAAACUAUUGAACAAGAUUUUUUCGCAUUUUCAACAAUGCCAUCUCAUACAACGGAAGAGAAUAAUACGACUGUUAAUCUAGAUGAGCAGUUACCAGCCAUGAAUAUAACAAAUGAAAGUAGUUUCAUUUCAACUGUUGCUAACCGACAAAUUCGUCACACGAUGUCCUAUUGUAAAGAAAUACCGAAAAUAGAGCAUGCUCAAUUGUUAAGUGAUGAUACUCUAAAACAUAAUGCCAAUCAUGAAAUAACUUAUAGUGGCUCAAUUUUAUUUGUUUGUCAACAUGGUUUUGCAAGUGAUGUCGGUGGAAAUGAACCAUUUCGAUUAACAUGUCAAAAUGGUGCGUUUCAUCCGAAAAUAAUUUGCAUUGAAAAACCUCGAUGUUCACUUCCGCCACCGGUCGAUCCAAUUCGAAGUUCAACUAUCGAUUCUCUGAUCAAUGUAUUCGAUACAUCGAUCAAUGAGGCUAUUCCUGGUUCUUUUAUUGUUCUCAAUUGUUUGGAUAAAACAACUGGUGAAAAUUCAGUUUUUAACAUGACUUGUCUUGACGAUGGUCAAUGGUCAUCCCCGCCAUCUUUAUGCAUCACUCCUUUCAAACGUCGUUGUCAAAGUGGAAUUACUAUUCCCAAUGCUCGAACGCAAAUUUUUGCAAAAUUAACAACUGAAGGUUACUAUGAUGAUGGUAGUAGAGUUACUUAUCGAUGUCUCGAGAACUUUGUGCAUGAUCGGCAAUCAGGACCAUUACAUAUUCAAUGUCGAAAUGGACGAUGGGGGCCCCGCCCAAUAUGUAUUCACAGUGGUUGUCUUGAACCCAUGCCUGAUACGAUUGAACAAGGUUGGAAAAGCGCUGAAUCUUAUAUAAUACAUGGUGACGUGAAAUAUUAUCAAUUAACCAGAUAUUCAUGUCAUGAAAAUACAAUGAUCGCUAAUACAACUUCUCACGUUAUUGAUAUUCAAUGUCAACAUAGCGAAUGGGAAUAUGAAUCAUUACCUAUGUGUCAACGACAAGAAUAA
Molecule: messenger RNA, 2595 nt
Organism: Rotaria socialis
Lineage: Eukaryota; Metazoa; Rotifera; Eurotatoria; Philodinida; Philodinidae
Source: the annotation of a GenBank genome assembly